AUGAGAUGGAAGCCACACCACUUCUGCUCAGAGCCAAAAAUACAAUCCACCUCAUACCACGUGCAAAACUGGAGGAGGACUGCCCCAUCAGGAAUAGCGGCCACUGACUGCAGAGCGGCAAAGGUUGAAGAUGGGUGGACGUGUCUCAACAAAGCAGUAUUUAAAGAGUUGACAGAGUGGAGUUUGCCAAGAGUUGUGGGGUCCCAGCCCUUUGGAGGUCCCACUGAGCUCCACACUGAGGGGGACGGUGGAGUGAUGUCCGCGGGGGAGGUCACGGUGUUCCCCUUCGCCCCCUCGGGAUCUCAGGAGGACCACCAGCACCCCAGGACGCUGACCAGGCUCUACUGCAAGAACGGAGGGUACCACUUAAGGGUCACGGCGGACGGGCGGGUGAGCGGAGGCAGGCAGGACAACGACCCGUAUGAGAUCCUGAGGCUGAAGGCUGUGAGCAUGGGAGUGGUGGUGAUAAAGGGCGAGCACAGCGGCCACUACCUCGCCAUGGACGGGGAGGGAACGCUGUACGGAGCUAAAACGCUCAGCGACGAAUGCCAUUUCAUCGAGAAGUACGAGGAGAACCACUACAACACGUACCGCUCGCAGAAGUUUGGUUGGUACGUGGGGAUAAAGAAGAACGGACAGCCCAAACCGGGACAGGACACUCACUUGGGACAGAAGGCCGUGCUGUUCCUGCCCAGGCCAGUCUGA
Molecule: messenger RNA, 705 nt
Organism: Knipowitschia caucasica
Lineage: Eukaryota; Metazoa; Chordata; Actinopteri; Gobiiformes; Gobiidae
Source: the annotation of a GenBank genome assembly